AGUCUUUUAUUUCGAUGGAGGGUCAAAUCAACGCUCGUAACAAAAAUGUUCGCGAUGAUUUUUGAUAAAGAUUGUUUUUGGUAUUCGUGAAUUUUAUGCCAUAUUAUCAGGUGAAAAUGUAGAUGAGUGAGUGACAAUGUCUUCCGAAAAUUCACCAAGCAAAGCUCCAUCUGAUUUUUCCGAAAAUCUUUAUGACAGUUCAGAACACGAAGAAAAUGGUACAGAUGAAUAUUUUAAACCUAUAAAAAAACUUCGAAUGAUUCAAGAAAUAGCUCCCCCACCUAAACCGAUCACUUCAUUUCUGAUUCGAGAUAUUUUAAAUCCCAAAUCCAAUGAAAGAAAUAUUGUUCGACCAUGGGAUUUGGGACGUUCUACUAGUGAAUCUCCAUUAGAUGCACUUUUUGAAAUGACUAAUAAAGCUUUUGAAGGACUUGAGGCUGAUGAUCAUAGAAAUUUAGAUCCGAUGCGAGAUCAUCUAAGUCUUUUUAGUAGUCGACAACAACCUAAAAAAAAAAGAAAAUCUCGAACAGCCUUCACAAAUCAUCAAAUUUAUGAGCUGGAAAAAAGGUUUCUCUACCAGAAGUAUUUAGCACCAGCGGAUCGGGAUGAAAUUUCUCAAUCUCUAGGCUUGACAAAUGCGCAAGUCAUAACAUGGUUUCAAAACCGUCGAGCCAAAUUAAAAAGAGAUAUGGAAGAACUUAAAAAAGACGUUGAUGCCGCCAAAGUAAGACACGAAAUGACUGAUUCUGAUUCUCCAUUGGAUACUUAAGCAGUUAUUGUACAGGAUUAUUAUUUGUUGUUUGACUAUGAAUGA
This is a messenger RNA of Parasteatoda tepidariorum (common house spider), 814 nucleotides long. RefSeq lists its product as uncharacterized. NCBI's taxonomy places the organism in Eukaryota, Metazoa, Arthropoda, Arachnida, Araneae, Theridiidae. The record is from RefSeq and is a predicted model, not a curated record.